AUGUCGCUGCUGCACUUUUGGGAGACACAGCGUUCCGUGAAACGAAGAAAGACUUCUGGAGAGGCUUCUGACACCACACCCACUCCGAAAUCGGAGGAGACGCCUGGCGAAGACAGUGCCAGUGCCAGUGAUAGACGGCCAGCGAGCCCGAGUCCCUCAACAGGUGCUGCGGACAGUACGCUCAUAACGGGGAAUGAUGAACACGAACACGAACACCAAAUUAAGAGCAGCCAGACAGAGUUGGAGACCUCUCUUCCUGCAAUCGAGACUGAUGAACAUGCCAUUCGAGAAUACGAGGCAUCUCAAUCCCAGACUGAGCAAGGCGACGAGACAGAACCUGGGCUACAUGUGAGAUUGCGAGAUGGUGUAUGGCAGAAGGGGAAAAGUUCCAUCUACGUAGAUGCGUUCAAUCUAGCACUGGAAACUGUGCUAGAGGAGGAAUCGCACCUCUUCGAUUCUGCUGAACUGUGCAUAUUUAACGAGUGGAGGGGACUAGCCUACGAAUCUCAAUACUUAUAUGUGAGGCUGUUUCUUCGCAAGACCUCUGCAUGGCAUCGUAUCAAUCGCCUGGGCUAUUAUUCCGAUAUAUCGGAUCUAUCCUCCGUAGCCGCGGAUUUACAAUUAGACCGCAGCUUACCGAAACUCGAGAACGAGGAUGAGGACGUGGACGAGGACGAGAAAGAAACAUCACCAAACCUGAAGCCAUCGUUCAGAUUCGCAGAUGGCACGAACGAGAUCACAACAUUAGAAGAAGCAUCUUCAUUACUCCUCCUAGACGAACUAAAAGGAUUUGCCAAAGAAGCCAAAGCCCAAGGCAAAAACAAGAAAGAACUCAUAUCCGCCCUACGCGAAAGCAGUCAAUCCCAAUCCGGCCUCGGGUUCAAGCAUAAAAGCCAUCCUACCAACCAAUCCACAACAAACCGAGAUAGUCACUUCCUCCAAAAGAUUCUCGAUUACACUGGCGACUGCAUCCGCCUCACCGCGAAACCACGCGCCCUCUUCGAACGAGUCCACCUAGUCUUCUACCGAUCAACAGAAUGGACCGAGAAAUCCCUGACAACAAUAAUCCUCGCGAAAAUCUCCCGCCGCAAUUUCCCCAACUACAUCGUCUGUCGCUCGAACUCGAUCUUCCCGUCCCGAAAAGCGUUGUUGGAAUUCGAGUCCGCGCUCCGCACGCAGUUCGACAUUGACAAUAUCCUCGAAUUCAACGGUCCGCCUACAACGCAGUCCUUGCAGAGUAUCAUCGACUUGGCCGUGGGCAUCCACCCGCGCUGGACAGCGCUUGUCAGUGAAGAACAGGUCAAAGAAAAUAGUAUCUACGAAAGUGGCGAGGGCGCUUAUCUACGCCGUUUCUCGCCGGCUUGGGUGUAUACGCGGAUCAUCCAUAAAAGUCUGCACCCGCUUGGUCGAUUCAAGGAGCAUAAGCGUGAGCACGAGGUUAUUUGCGAACUACUCGCGCAGAGAUUAUUCCACGCCAGUCGGCGCGGCGCUUGGUAUCAGCGGAAAGCGCUGUUGGAAGAACACUACAUGUGGGCACUCACGCCCAGCGAAGAGCGGAAUGAGAGAGAAACAGCGCAAGUUCUGGAAACGGGUUGCGCUGAGGACAAGCGGAUUACGAAGCUGGAGAAGGCUUUGAAAUUUGUUAAGAGGGAGCAGCAUGAUUUUGGGCAUGUUAUGCUUUCUAAACCUGCGGAGCGGACUAUUGAGGGGAUUCGGAUUGAUCGCGAUGAUGAUCCGAUUGCGACUGCUACUGCUGCUGCUGCUUCUAAACGGGGUAAGCCUACGGUCUGGAUCGAUGAACGCGAGGGAGGCGAGUGUCGGGUUGAAAGCAUGUGUCUGAGCUGGUAUCGGGAUAAUGGUUGGAAGGGAUAUCACUCUGAAGGAGGUAUUGUGCGGACAUUAUUCGCCUACCUCUUCUACGAUAUAUUAUUCACCUAUGUGCCCAAUGUGUUUCAGACGCCCUUUCAGACUUGUCCGCUAGAUCUGCAUACGGAUGUGUUCUAUCCAUCCCGUGCGUCGGAGAUAAACCACAGACUUGUCGAGAUCACGAACGGUGACGCGGAGCGAAUUGUGCGAGAAGUCCAUGAUCGUGAAUCUGCGGCGCAGCCUUGCGCUAUUGGUCUUGAUUGGUCCUUUGAAUUGGAUGAUUUGGUGGAGAUCGCGCAGAGUUUCCGCGGUGAGGCCCUUGCGACUAUUUGCAAGGUUAUGGCGCAGGAGUAUCAGCAGCGUGGCGGUGGUAUUCCGGAUCUCUUCUUGUGGAAUUAUGAGAGCCGGACUGUUAUGUUUUCUGAAGUCAAGUCUGAGAAUGAUCGGUUGAGUGAUACUCAGCGAUUGUGGAUUCAUAUUCUGCUUGGGGCUGGCGUUCAGGUUGAGUUGUGCAAUGCUGUUGCAAGGGAGGUGAGGACGGGAUGA
Messenger RNA from Penicillium manginii, 2412 nucleotides. Its product is annotated as fanconi-associated nuclease 1. Lineage: Eukaryota; Fungi; Ascomycota; Eurotiomycetes; Eurotiales; Aspergillaceae. The coding region runs from base 1 to 2412 and encodes 803 amino acids. The transcript is spliced from 3 exons. The record is from RefSeq and is a predicted model, not a curated record. Gene Ontology annotation, cellular component: nucleus. Gene Ontology annotation, biological process: interstrand cross-link repair. Gene Ontology annotation, molecular function: 5'-3' exonuclease activity; 5'-flap endonuclease activity; flap-structured DNA binding.